Messenger RNA from Leptonychotes weddellii (Weddell seal), 2661 nucleotides. The record is from RefSeq and is a predicted model, not a curated record. NCBI's taxonomy places the organism in Eukaryota, Metazoa, Chordata, Mammalia, Carnivora, Phocidae.
GCCACCGCUGGUGCCGCUCAGAGCGCGAGUGCGGCCAUGGCCGGAGCCCCCACUCUGCUGUUCCUGCUCGGGCAGCUCCUGGCCGUGACCCUGAGCGCGGCGCAGAAAGUGGGACCCCAAGGCCCCCCUGGCCCCCAAGGGCCCCCUGGGAAGCCGGGCAAGGAUGGCGUUGAUGGAGAAGUUGGGCCUCCGGGUCUGCCUGGGUCCCCGGGACCAAAAGGGGCCCCAGGGAAGCCAGGGAAACCAGGAGAGGCCGGGCUGCCGGGACUGCCUGGAGUGGACGGCCUGACAGGGCAGGACGGACCACCCGGCCCCAAGGGCGCGCCUGGAGAGCGGGGAAGUCUGGGACCCCCGGGGCCUCCCGGGCUGGGGGGCAAAGGCCUCCCCGGAUCCCCCGGAGAGGCAGGAGAGAGUGGUGUCCCAGGUGGAAUGGGCCUCCGGGGCCCCCCGGGACCCUCUGGACUACCAGGCCUCCCUGGCCCUCCGGGACCUCCUGGACCCCCGGGUCACCCAGGGGUCCUCCCUGAAGGCAUCACUGAUCUCCAGUGCCCGGCCAUCUGCCCACCAGGCCCUCCCGGUCCCCCAGGAAUGCCAGGGUUCAAGGGGCCCACCGGCUACAAAGGGGAGCAAGGAGAGGUCGGCAAGGACGGUGAGAAGGGUGAUCCUGGCCCCCCUGGGCCUGCUGGCAUCCCAGGCACUGUGGGGCUACAGGGGCCUCGGGGACUUCGAGGCCUGCCAGGGCCGGCUGGACCCCCAGGAGAUAGGGGUCCCAUUGGAUUCCGAGGGCCACCAGGGAUCCCAGGAGCCCCUGGGAAAGUGGGUGACAGAGGCAAGAGGGGCCCAGAGGGUUUUCGCGGCCCCAAGGGUGACCUUGGCAGACCUGGUCCCAAAGGAGUCCCUGGGGUGGCGGGGCCGGGCGGAGAGCCGGGUAUUCCAGGUAAGGACGGCCGGGAUGGCGUGCCGGGACUGGACGGCGAGAAGGGAGAGUCUGGUCGUAACGGUGCCUUAGGAGAGAAGGGUCCCAACGGGCUGCCGGGCCUCCCGGGACGAGCAGGGUCCAAGGGCGAGAAGGGAGAACUGGGCCGAGCUGGAGAGCUGGGGGAGGCCGGCCCCUCAGGAGAGCCUGGCAUCCCAGGAGACGUUGGUGUGCCUGGGGAGCGUGGUGAGGCUGGCCACAGGGGCUCGGCGGGGGCUCUGGGUCCGCAAGGCCCUCCUGGAGCCCCUGGAGUCCGAGGCUUCCAGGGCCAGAAGGGCAGCAUGGGCGACCCUGGCCUGCCGGGCCCCCAGGGCCUCCGCGGUGGCACUGGUGACCCGGGCCCGGGAGGAGCCACCGGCCCUAAGGGAGACCAGGGCAUUGCAGGCUCCGAUGGCCUCCCUGGGGACAAAGGAGAGCUGGGUCCCAGUGGUCCGGUCGGACCCAAAGGAGAGGCCGGCAGUCGAGGGGAGCUGGGCCCGAAGGGCAUCCAGGGUCCCAAUGGUACCAGUGGUGUCGAGGGCCUCCCGGGCCCACCCGGCCCCACGGGCUUCCCGGGGGUACAAGGCGUGCCUGGCAUCACCGGGAAACCCGGAGUCCCGGGGCGGGAAGCCAGCGAGCAGCACAUCAGGGAGCUAUGUGGAGGGAUGCUCAGUGAACAAAUUGCACAGUUAGCUGCUCACCUGAGGAAGCCUUUAGCGCCUGGAUCCGCAGGUCGGCCUGGUCCAGCUGGGCCCCCAGGCCCCCCGGGACCGCCGGGCUCCAUCGGCCACCCUGGUGCCCGAGGGCCCCCUGGAUACCGUGGUCCCACCGGAGAGCUGGGAGACCCGGGGCCCAGAGGGGCUUCGGGAGACAAAGGAGACAAAGGCUCGGCGGGCGUGGGUCUGGACGGGCCAGACGGAGACCAGGGGCUACAGGGGCCGCAAGGCGUGCCUGGUGUUAGCAAAGACGGCCGAGACGGGGCCCACGGCGAGCCCGGGCCUCCAGGCGAUCCUGGCCUCCCUGGUGCUGUCGGUGCUCAGGGGACCCCCGGCAUCUGUGACACCUCGGCCUGCCAAGGAGCCGUGAUGGGAGGCAUCGGGGAAAAAUCAGGUUCUAGAAGCUCCUAAAACACAACCGAAGGAAGUGAGAAGGUGGUGCCGACGCCAGCAGGGAGCUCUGGAAGGACACGAGGAGUCAGCAGCGCUCCGCGGGGGAGGGGACAGCGUGGCAUCGGUGGCGGCCCUCCUGGCCUGCCCCUUGGGUCCUCCAUGGCAGUGACCAGCCACGUGGUCCCCGAGAGCGUCCUUCAUCGACCUGUUGUCCAAUGUUGUCUCUACACGCAUUUACAAGUGCCCGUCAGCGGUCACGUCGUACGUCAGGCCCCGUGGGCGCCAACUAGACCCCACAUCUGAAGGGGCACAAGUCCUCGGGGCCUAAAACAGCCACCUGUUCACACAGCACUUGUGGAAGGACUAAGAAUCACAGUAAGACAGCAGAUGACCCCAGGUGACCCCAGUCUAAUAAAUAAAGGAUUCUCUGUACGGUACCCCCUCCACACAUGGUCUAGUCUGAUUUACCUGCUUCUUUUGUGUACAAACUUUGACUGUCUCCGAUUAACAGUAUUUAUUGAAGGUGACCCUGUAUUGCGACAAAGUCUACUGCUAUUACCUGUUGUGAUAAAUAAAGCCACUCAUGUGAAAACCUCA